Archocentrus centrarchus (flier cichlid) is the source of this 1789-nucleotide messenger RNA. It is a transcript of the gene saal1, whose product is annotated as serum amyloid A-like 1. Lineage: Eukaryota; Metazoa; Chordata; Actinopteri; Cichliformes; Cichlidae. Gene Ontology annotation, biological process: positive regulation of synoviocyte proliferation. Gene Ontology annotation, cellular component: nucleoplasm. The record is from RefSeq and is a predicted model, not a curated record.
CAGCAACACGCUAGUGCUAAAUGGAGGCUGUUUGAAAUAUGCGUGCAGCUCGUUGUGGUCAAAAAGUUAAAAACAUCCGAUAAUACUGCCUUUAAUUACCUGCUAAUUACGGUAGGCAAGAGCGGUCACUAUGGAUAAUGCUACUAACGGGGCAAGUGCUGAGGAAGUGGUGAAAGAGAGCUCAUCGCCUCCAGCUGGAAUAUGCUCUCCUGUUAUGGACCGUAACCCAUCACCACCCCCAGACGCAGCAGAUGGAGUGGAGGACGAAGAUGUAGAUGCUAUUGGAGACACCGUUUACAGCAAGCACUGGCUUUUUAGCACCCUCACUCGUCUCAUUAAUAUGGUUACAGAGCAUUCAGAAGAGAGCGCUGAAGAUGCAUUGCAGCUAUCUGAUGACGACGAGGAAGAUUUGUGUAGAGUGUGGGAUAUGGCAAUGGAUAAGGAUGUGGCUGGUUUUCUGCAGGAAUUUAAAGCUGCAGAUCUUCUAGGAGUAAUUGCCAAAUCUCGUUGUCCGCGGCUAACGGAAAUUAGUGUAGGAAUCCUUGGGAACAUUGCUUGUUUUCCUGAAACUUGUGUGACUCUGAGCCAAAACGAGGACUUGGGGUCUGUGCUGCUGCUGCUUCUCGGAGAUACAGAUCCUCCUACACUCCUGGAAACAAGCAGAUUGCUGCUGACCUGUUUUUCUCAAAAAGAUGUCUGUUCACUGUGGCUUCAGCGGAUACGACAGCAGACGUCUGCGCGCUCCAACCUCUGUUUCAUCAUGUGCAGUUCUAUGAACACGGAUCUGCUUGAGAAGGUGGGAGAACUAGUUGACAAAUUGUUUGACCUUGAUGAAGAGCUGAUGAAGAGUUGGAUCACAGCUCAGCCCAGUGAGGAGCAGGGGCGGGAUGGUGAAAGCCAUCUGGAGCUGACCUCAUGUCUUAUUGAGGCAGCCAAGCAGCUCAGAUCAGAGAGUCCAAAUGGCUUAGAGGUUUACCUUCACAUCCUCCAGCUCCUCACCACUAUAGAUGAGGGAAUUCAGGUUUUUGCUGCUUCUGAUGGCCCCGGGGAAAUCGGUAUAUAGUUUGUUUGUGACAUUGUGUGCGAGGACCUCUGCCAGCCAAAUGAUCUUCCAGUUGUACUGCAUGAGCAGAAAAGCAUUCUGGUCCAGGCACUUGCUGUGCUGCAGGCUCUUUACAGAUGUCAUGAUCAGUGGUGCGGCAACAGUUUGCCCCUUGUUGGGAGCAUCUUGCGGGUGUGUCAGUACCAAAGUGAGUGCAAAGACAGCAGUGCAAACAAAGAAGAUGAAAAAGACGAACAGCUCCAGACUCUCGCAGAGAUCACAGCAGACUUUUUGGCUGACCUCUUCAUUAACAUUCACAAGGACACAGUUGCAGAUUUGGUGAAGAAAGGUUACCUCACGGAGAAGACGUGCCUCUCAGUUGCCGCCAGUUUACUUCCAAAGUUUAAGAAUUCAUUUCAGCACCUGCAGACCGUGUUGUCAGAGGUUGAUCCCCAGUUGGCAGAUGUGAUAAGGACACAGUGUCCCGUCUGAAGCACCCUGCAGAUCAGUGUUCAGCACUCAUUCAGACUCUCACCUCUGCUUUUUAUAGCAGCCAGUAUUUCCUCUCCAAAGAUCCUGCUUCAAAAAACAGGCUAUUUGCAUUUCCACUGGGACAGCAUCACGAAUGGCACACUGUCAUUUAUUCGCAUGUCACAAAGUCUGGAAAAUUAAAGUUGUUUUAAGUUUUUUGUUAUUGAAAAUGCUAUUUUUGUAUUUGUGAUUGACAGUGUUUUAUUAAAAAUGAAU